Messenger RNA from Xenia sp. Carnegie-2017, 382 nucleotides. RefSeq names its product nucleolar protein 10-like. Bases 17 to 322 code for a protein of 101 amino acids. NCBI's taxonomy places the organism in Eukaryota, Metazoa, Cnidaria, Anthozoa, Malacalcyonacea, Xeniidae. The transcript has 4 exons. Gene Ontology annotation, molecular function: nucleic acid binding; zinc ion binding. The record is from RefSeq and is a predicted model, not a curated record.
UCACGCUGUACAGCUAAUGAUAAACAUUACCUUCUAUUUAGAAAUGGCUGAAAAAGAAGCACGAAAUGAUAAGCAAAACAAACGAGAGAGAGGGGAUGAAGAAUGUAACAGAUGCAGUGAGGUGGGGCACGCCCCUGAUGAUUGCCCUACCAAAAACAGGCGAGGAAGGCGGGGUAGCGGGAGAGGCCGCGGCGGACGGCGUGGUCGUUGCCAAGGGCGUGGGCGUGAGCCGAGUAAUCAUAAAUAUUUUUACAAUGGAGUAAAGACGUCAUCCGUAAGAAAAAGUAAAAAAAAUAACUCUAAGAAAAUAAAAAUAUUCUGAAAACAUCUUUUUGUGUCCAAUCAUUAUUACCAACAACUAUUCAUUAUCAAACAAUAAAAU